AUGACCGAAGAGACACCACCGUAUGAGUCCCUCGUUUCGCGCCGCCGGCUCGGUCAGACAGAUCUUGCCGUAAAGGCUGGACAAGUCGGUACAUCGAAUUCUACGAAGCCGAAGAAUCUGGGUACAUUUGAUUAUGCGCACCUACGAGCUCCUCUUCCAAAGAAUAUCACGUCUGGCAUAUUCCCUCACCACCCCACUCCGCUCUCAUACUUCUUGAUGCGCCGAAGCAGUGAUGGUUACAUUAGCGCGACUGGCAUGUUUAAAGCUACAUUUCCAUAUGCAGAAGUGCUAGAGGAGGAAGCGGAGCGCAAAUAUAUCAAAAGCCUCGAGACGACCAGUACCGAUGAGACCGCCGGUAAUGUUUGGAUUCCUCCGCAAUCUGCCUUACAACUGGCCGAAGAAUACCAGAUUGUUCCUUGGAUCAAGGCUCUACUGGACAAUGCACCAAUCGAGGUGAAUCCUACGAAAGAUGGAUCCCCAAAGCCAAUUAGUGCACCUCCCAACUAUGCGCUUCUUCCACAGGAUAAUCUGACGGCACCCACACCCAGUCGUGGCCGUCCUCGCCGAUCGGCAUCUCCAAGCAAGAUUGCUUCGCCAAAGAAGGCUACAGGCACUACCAGAUCAAGAAAGUCGAAAAAGGAGGGUUCGGCUGAACCAUCUGCCAAGCUCGCGAGCAAGAACCUCCAAAAUUCGCUCAAUGCUACCCACGAGGCAUCUGAAGCUAGAAACUCUGCGUCAAUGGAAAAGACUCCGGAAUCUAUUCAGGAAGAGUCGGAAGCAGAAGCGAAAGAAGAGCCUGUCGUUCGUGUCAACGUCGACACGGAAGUUCAGGUUAACGGCGAUGUUGAGACUACGCACACACACGUCGAGGUUGAAAUGCCUGCUGGUUUCGCAGACAUGCCUUUGCCUGAGGACACCGAGGCUAUGAUUGCAAAAGCCAAGGAGAUGGUUGAAGCAGCCGUAAAGGGCCAGCAUCAGAUUGAGGAUGCUGAGAGCUUGCCAAAGAAGUCAAAGCGAAAGGCCGAGGAAGUCGAGGAAGACGACGAGGACAAAGAAGACGGACUUCUUCUCCCAGCGCCAGCCAAGAAAGCCAAAGUAGAAGUUGAAUUGAAGAAGGAACGUGUAAAGACACGAGCAUUGAUUGGUAUUAGUGCUACUCUGGCUCUUGGUGCGGCUGUACAAUACGCCUUUAGCGUUCUGUAA
This is a messenger RNA of Glarea lozoyensis ATCC 20868, 1203 nucleotides long. RefSeq names its product DNA-binding of Mlu1-box binding protein MBP1. The coding region runs from base 1 to 1203 and encodes 400 amino acids. NCBI's taxonomy places the organism in Eukaryota, Fungi, Ascomycota, Leotiomycetes, Helotiales, Helotiaceae. Gene Ontology annotation, cellular component: nuclear membrane complex Bqt3-Bqt4. The record is from RefSeq and is a predicted model, not a curated record. Gene Ontology annotation, molecular function: DNA binding. The transcript has 3 exons. Gene Ontology annotation, biological process: mitotic telomere tethering at nuclear periphery; meiotic attachment of telomere to nuclear envelope.